Messenger RNA from Colletotrichum costaricense, 699 nucleotides. RefSeq lists its product as uncharacterized. The record is from RefSeq and is a predicted model, not a curated record. The transcript has a single exon. Lineage: Eukaryota; Fungi; Ascomycota; Sordariomycetes; Glomerellales; Glomerellaceae. The annotation marks the transcript as partial.
GGCCGGUGGUUCCCGGCCGUCCCCAGUGGUAGCUCAACCAGACCGAGACAGAGGCGUCAUUGGCUGGGUGUUCCGUCCGCCAUCCUCGCCCGUUGGCAGGCCCCCCUGAAGUUUCACUGUUUCAUCCUGCGCCAUCCCACCCCAGUGGCGCCGUGUGCCUUGCGUGCCUGCGCAAGCCGGACAGGGAUCCAUGUCGGCGUUCAUGGCCUUUCACCAGUCAGCGCUCCUUGCGCUCUUGGGCCCAGCGAUUUCACUCGCCCAUCCGCCCCCGCAACCACACAACUCUCUGCUGCCCUUGCGCAUCUUCCAGGGGAAUCGCCUUGUGGUGGGGUGGGAACCAGUCGAUCAGGAACUGCAUUUUUCUCGCCUGGCUGCUUGCGGGAGGCAAAGACUCUCGGUCUAGAAGCCAGGAGAAAUCCCUCAGCGACUUCGAAAUCGCCCAAAUGGCACCGUUGGCUGGUAAUAUUCAUCAUUACACUACGGAUGCCUCGAACGAUUGACGUGGGCAUGGCCAUGCUCGAGCUUGAUAUUCGGAAGAACAAAAAAAGGAUUGCAUUCGCGAACAGACCUAGAGCAAUAUCCGGGCCCGGCUCUUAUCCUAGAUCUGAUAUCGAUCCACCACCUCCUUCAUCAUGUCUACGCAUGAAGAUGUCAGGCUGUUGCCGCUCCCCCUUCCACGCUUUGUUCAUGCUUAAUUAG